UCCAACGACCGCUCGCGUGUGGUGCCGCCGCUAUCCGUUUCUGCGCCGCCGCAGUCGUCAUUCGCGCCACCACCGCCGGUCGCCGGGGAAUCCACCGCUUACUUCGCCAGCGGAUCCACAGGCUUCUUGCCUCAUCCCCCCCCCCCCCCCCCCCUCAUGUGUUCGAGCUGAGAUUGAGAAAAGAGGGGCGCUGUCCUGGUCAACGGCGAGGCCGAGCGCGAUCCGGGCAUGACGGUGUUCGCCAAGGUCGCCACGUUCGAGGAGGAGCUCCGCGCCGCGCUGUCGCGGGAGGUGGACGCCGCCCGCGGCGCCGUGAUCCCGAACCGGAUCGCCGAGUGCCGGUCGUACCUGAAGACGAGGUCCUUCGACGAGGAGGUGAACAAAGUAUUCGUGGCCGUGAACGCGGGAAAGCACAUCGACGCCAUGCUUGAGUGCCUCAAGGAGUGGAACGGCGAGCCCAUGCCCAUGACGACCGACCCUGCCCCAUGGAGACGAAUCGAAGCCAGUACAGAGAUAGCAAGCUUUAAAGCUGUACAGAGAUGAGAGAUGGCAUAUGGGCACAAGCCCAAUAAGCGGAUGCGGGACGCAGCGGGCUGCCGCAACGCCCGCAAAAGGCAAACGGCGCCAUGCGGCUGCCCGCGUGUGCCCGCGACUGGACUCGCGGCUUGUACGGACGCGGGGCGGGCAGCCGUAAUGUAACGAACUUGGCACCAUUUAUGUCAUUUCAAGUGA
This is a messenger RNA of Panicum virgatum (switchgrass), 732 nucleotides long. RefSeq names its product phenylalanine ammonia-lyase-like. Gene Ontology annotation, molecular function: ammonia-lyase activity. Bases 229 to 543 code for a protein of 104 amino acids. Lineage: Eukaryota; Viridiplantae; Streptophyta; Magnoliopsida; Poales; Poaceae. The record is from RefSeq and is a predicted model, not a curated record. The transcript has a single exon.